Molecule: messenger RNA, 1236 nt
Organism: Tetrapisispora phaffii CBS 4417
Lineage: Eukaryota; Fungi; Ascomycota; Saccharomycetes; Saccharomycetales; Saccharomycetaceae
Gene: YKE4
Product: Zn(2+) transporter YKE4
Exons: 1
Coding region: 1-1236 (411 amino acids)
Biological process (GO): intracellular zinc ion homeostasis; zinc ion transmembrane transport
Cellular component (GO): membrane
Molecular function (GO): zinc ion transmembrane transporter activity
Source: RefSeq, a predicted model, not a curated record
AUGUCGUUGUGCAAAUUAUUGGCUGCUAUAGCUACAAUUGGCUUUACAGUUGCACAUUCUGACUCAAACGUUGAGAAUGUUAAUGGUUCUACUAAUAUCACUCUUUUAAAAGAAAUAAAUCAUAAACAUGUACAUUCUCAUGAUCAUAUUCAAGGAACUUUUAAUGGUUUAGGUUUAUUUGGUGUAAAUAUCGUGAAACACAUUGAAGAAUAUAUAUUUAGAUAUAGUACACGCUGUAAUGCUUUGCUUGCCACAUUCUUUCUACAAAUUGCGCCAUUUAUUAUUUUGGGAGUAAUUCCAACAUUCAGAAAUAUGAAAGAAGAUAGCUUACUUCUUCAUAUAUCAUCUUCAUUUGCGGUUGGUACUCUGUUUGGUGACCUAUUUUUACAUUUGAUUCCAGAAACUUUGAGCGAAACUAAUGAUGAAACAAAAAUGCAAUCGAGUAUGCUGGCUAUAUUUGUAGGAUUUAUGAUGUUCUUUUUCCUUGAUAAAAUUAUAAGAAUAAUAACUUUUGAUCCAAAUAACCCAGAAGAAAGCAAAAAUGACUCCCAUUCCCAUUCUCAUUCAUCAUCCUCAUUGGAACCUGAAUUAAUCAAUACACAAUCUUCUGCAACUUCGACCGGUUUAAAAGAGAAUGAUGAUUCAAAAAUCAUUAAUAGAAAAGUAUCACAAAAGAAACGAACAACUGAUGAUCAAAUUGUUGAAAAGAAUGAUACAAAAAUCAAUUCCAAGAAAAAUAAUGUCACUGUAUUUUUAAAUGUGUUCUCAGGAUUUGUUCAUAAUAUUACAGAUGGUAUCGCACUAUCAUCAGCAUUCUAUAGUUCAAAACACACUGGUGUUGUUACUACGAUUGCAGUUUUAUUCCAUGAAUUCCCACAUGAAUUAGGUGAUUUUGCAAUUCUGAUGUCUAAUGGACUAACAUUUGUUCAGGCAAUUAAAUCGCAGAUAUUUACUUCCAUCGGAGCAAUUACAGGAGCUGUGAUUGGAUGUGCAAUAAAUGAAUUAUCGAAGUCAAACUCUUCAGGACCUGACAACGCUUUGCAUAAUGAUAAUAAUACCAUUUUUGAUGACAUGAUGCCAAUUACUACAGGUUGGUUCUUAUACAUUGCUACUGUUGGUACGAUUCCAAGUUUAGUAGUUAUUUCAAGGGAGACUCAAUUCCAAGAAUUGAAAAUGUUUUUCCUUCAAUUAGCUUGUAUAUCUGUGGGAUUCUACUUGAUGUCACAAAUUUCAUAA